Pantherophis guttatus is the source of this 7113-nucleotide messenger RNA. RefSeq names its product SRY-box transcription factor 5 (gene SOX5). Gene Ontology annotation, molecular function: RNA polymerase II cis-regulatory region sequence-specific DNA binding; DNA-binding transcription factor activity, RNA polymerase II-specific. Gene Ontology annotation, cellular component: nucleus. The record is from RefSeq and is a predicted model, not a curated record. Gene Ontology annotation, biological process: regulation of transcription by RNA polymerase II; positive regulation of chondrocyte differentiation; cell fate commitment. Lineage: Eukaryota; Metazoa; Chordata; Lepidosauria; Squamata; Colubridae.
UGUUGCUUGUAUCCUUACAAUUUAUAUUGAUAUUGAUUGUGUCCUAGUAUGAUUUGAUUGCUUAUUUGUACCUUAUGACUAUCAUUGGCUCCACCCCCAUCUAUUCUCUGCCCUCCCCCCCCGAGUCCCAGCUGAUCGGGAGGAAAUGGGGAUUUUGCAGUAACCUUCCCCUGGAGUGGGGAGGGAAUGGAGAUUUUACAGUAUCCUUUCCCUGCCACGUCCACCAAGCCACACCCACCAAGCCAUGCCACGCCCACCAAGCCACGCCCACCAAGCCAUGCCACGUCCACCAAGCCACGCCCACAGAACCAGUAGUAAAAAAAUUUGAAUCCCACCACUGCUUUGCUGAAAUGUAGUCCUGAUAGCAUAUAGUACAAAUUCAGCUGCUGGUCAAAUCGUGGUUCUAAAAGCUGCUGUUGGUUGAUAAAUGAGAUGAAUUUAUGCUGUAAUAUAUUAGAGGUUUUUUUUAUGUGCUUUAAAGUCUCUUUGAAGUGUUUUGGCACAAAAAUCAAGAUAUGUGUAAUCUCUGUCCAUCAAUCAAUCAACCUAAGGAAGGCUGAAGAAAACCUUUUCCCCCCCAAUAUUUCUUUCUAUUUUCAGGAUGAAGCUUUGUUAGGUGGGAAUCUACUGAGAUUAAUCUUAUCACUAACGCUGGGAUGCACGUUUGCUUCUGAUUCUCAGGAUGUCUUCCAAGCAACCAGCUUCUCCGUAUGGGGAAGCAGAUGGAGAGGUAGCCAUGGUGACAGGCAGACAGAAAGUGGAAGAGGAAGAGAGUGGCGGCCUCCCAGCCUUUCACCUUCCUUUGCAUGUGAGUUUUCCCAACAAGCCUUAUUUUGAGGAAUUUCAGCCAGUUUCUCUGCUGACGCGAGAGCCUUGCGGCCUUAGGACUCCUACCUCUCAGCAAAACACAAUGGAAGUUGAUGGCAAUAAAGUGAUGUCUUCAUUUGCCCCACAUAACUCAUCUACCUCCCCCUCGAAGGCUGACGAAGGUGGGCGUCAGAGCGGAGAAUCAUUUUCCAGCACGACUCUGGGAACUCCUGAACGGCGUAAAGGAAGCCUAGCAGAUGUGGUAGACACUCUCAAACAGAGGAAGAUGGAGGAGAUGAUCAAGAAUGAGCCUGAAGAAACCCCCAGUAUUGAAAAACUACUAUCAAAAGAUUGGAAAGACAAGCUCCUUGCCAUGGGAUCAGGGAACUUUGGAGAAAUAAAAGGGACUCCAGAGAGCCUAGCGGAGAAAGAGAGGCAGCUUAUGGGCAUGAUCAAUCAGCUGACCAGUUUGCGGGAGCAGCUGCUGGCGGCUCACGACGAGCAGAAGAAAUUGGCGGCCUCGCAAAUUGAGAAGCAGCGCCAGCAAAUGGAGCUGGCCAAGCAGCAGCAAGAACAGAUUGCAAGACAGCAGCAGCAACUUCUGCAACAACAACACAAAAUCAACCUGCUUCAGCAACAGAUCCAGGUCCAAGGUCAGCUACCGCCACUAAUGAUCCCCGUAUUCCCUCCAGACCAGCGAACCCUAGCAGCAGCAGCCCAGCAAGGAUUCCUCCUGCCACCUGGUUUCAGCUACAAGACAGGCUGCAGUGACCCUUACCCCGUUCAGCUGAUUCCAACAACAAUGGCAGCUGCUGCUGCCGCAGCAACUCCAGGUUUAGGCCCACUGCAACUGCAGCAAUUGUACGCCGCACAACUUGCAGCCAUGCAAGUAUCUCCUGGUGGAAAACUCUCCGGCAUUCCCCAAAGCAACAUGGGUGCAGCAAUAUCGCCUACCAAUAUUCACACUGACAAGAUCACAAGCAGCCCACCCCCCAAAACCAAGGAUGACGUGGCUCAGCCGUUGAAUCUCUCAGCAAAGCCCAAGACAAAUGACAGCAAGUCCCCCUCGUCACCGACUUCUCCUCACAUGCCAUCAUUGAGAAUAAACAGCGGGUGCAGCUCAUUGAAAUCUUCGGUGCCAGCAACGUUAGCUAGUCCAUCAGCCAGAGUCAACACAAUAGAUAUCCUCUCCUCCAUCACAUCGUCAGGUUACUUAAAUGAUCACGAUGCUGUUACCAAGGCAAUUCAGGAAGCUCGGCAGAUGAAAGAACAGCUCCGGCGAGAACAACAGGUGCUGGAUGGAAAGGUUGCAGUUGCAAACAAUUUGGGUUUAAACAACUGCAGGACAGAUAAGGACAAAACGACAUUGGAGAACCUGACUCAACAGCUGGCAGUCAAACAGAACGAAGACGGGAAGUUUAGCCACGCGAUGAUAGAUUUCAACAUGAGUGGAGACUCCGAUGGAAGUGCCGGAGUCUCAGAAUCUCGGAUUUACCGAGAAUCCAGAGGGCGCGGGAGCAACGAGCCGCACAUCAAGCGUCCGAUGAACGCCUUCAUGGUGUGGGCGAAAGACGAACGGCGGAAGAUCCUGCAGGCUUUCCCUGAUAUGCACAACUCCAACAUCAGCAAAAUAUUGGGGUCUCGUUGGAAAGCUAUGACGAACCUUGAAAAACAGCCAUACUACGAGGAGCAGGCUCGCCUCAGCAAGCAGCACCUGGAGAAGUACCCAGACUACAAGUACAAGCCCAGGCCGAAGCGGACGUGCUUAGUAGAUGGCAAGAAGUUACGGAUCGGCGAAUAUAAGGCAAUCAUGAGGAAUCGGCGUCAAGAGAUGAGGCAAUAUUUCAAUGUGGGACAGCAAGCACAGAUUCCUAUUGCGACAGCCGGUGUCGUCUAUCCGGGAGCCAUCGCCAUGACGGGAAUGCCCUCCCCGCAUCUUCCCUCCGAGCAUUCAAGUGUAUCUAGUAGCCCAGAACCUGGAAUGCCCAUCAUCCAGAGCACUUACGGCAUCAAAAACGAGGAGGCUUCUCAUGUCAAAGAGGAAAUGCAGAGCGAGGACAUCAAUGGCGAAAUGUACGAAGACGAUGAGGAUGAAGAAGAUGACCGCGAUGUGGACUACGGCAGUGAAAGCGAAAACCACAUUGCAGGACAAGCCAACUGAUCGGGGGGUUCCCAUUCUUGGUUUUGACCUCGGAGGACUUUAACGGAGACCCCCACAGUCCGGUUUCUUACCCAGUGGCCAAGCACACAAACUUUAUCCUCACACACUGACUGUUACUUAAAACUUUUUUAGUCUUUACUAGUUGGGACAUCAGCUGAUCAGGAGAUAUCAGCCUGCGUUGAGAACUUUGGAAAAGCAAGAAAGGAAUUCUAAAAGAAAGGAGAAAAAAAGAAAGGAAAAGAAAGACAAAAGGCUCAGAGGAAGAAACCCUAUCAAGGAAGUCAAUCAUGACAAAGAAAAAAAAAAAGGACAAAAAAAAAUAAGCUAUGGGUAACAUAAUGCCAGUAAUUCAGCUGCUAGACCCAAGCACUGAAGUCUUACCCGUUCGACCUUUUAUUAUUAUUAUUUUUCAAAUAAACUUUAUGGCUAUUUGUUCUAUAAUGUUCUAGAAAAUUCUCACUCAGGUACACAGUGCCAACAAGUGGCUUGUGAAUGUGUUCUGUUGUUUUGUGUACAAUUUAAAGAAAAAAAAAUUAAGAUUUUUGGGGUGGGGUGGGGUUGGGAGAGAUAAUGAUGCAUCUGGUAAGAGGGGAGGGACCAACGAUAGGCUUCUUUUAAUUCCUCCCCUUCCUCGUGUUUCCACCAUCUUUUCUUCCACCUUUCCAGAAUUAGACUUGAAAGCACGUUAUGCAUCUGGCAGGGAUGCAGGGACCAAGCCAGGUUGAACCCAUGCAGAAUCUGAGUCAACGGUGGCUCUGCAGCAGGGAAGAGAACCUAAGGAUUAUUGUGUAGAAAAAUCAAAAUGCUGGAGAUUGAACAUUUAGGAUCUGCUCAGAGCCUUUGGUGUCUUAUGCCAGUGCCAAUGGGAUACUGCGCAGGAUGCAAUAAACAUUUGCAUUAAUUAUAUCAUUUACAGCCCACGCUUUUGGUCUUAUCAAUGUACCUUUACGCCAGGCGAGACCACUUAUCCUUUCAGAACAGGAAUUGGCCCUCAGUCUACCUUCAGAGCUCUUGAAAUCAGAAUAAAAAAUGACCUGUUCCUUCCUGAAGCUCUCUGCAUGAGACAAAACUGGAAGGUCUCGUUAAAAGUGGACAGUAUCCAGUUUGAAUCCUUCCCCACCCGAUGUCGGCUGUGUGGCCCUAGCUUAUUAGUCCAAUGGGAAUGUAACUCUUGACUGAAUAAAGGUUGCCCAGUCUAGUAGCUCAUCUAGAUCGGUUCAUCUUAGCCUAGUAGACCGUGGGUUCUCAACCCCUCCCAAAAUUCUGAAUGUCAGCCCUUUGGCAAAUAAAUUGAUGGUCACAGUCUUUUCACAAGAGAAAGACAUAAAUUAAUUAUCCAAAAUGCAAUUGGUUGACUGGAUAUCUGUCCUUGGUUAUUGUUCGGUCAUCAACUUUACAAAGGUCUUUUCAGUCAGACGGCCUUGGUGUUCUCUGAGCUUGGUUGUUUUUUUUGUUUUUUGGGGUUUUUUUUGCAGAUGAUUCAUUACCCAAACCAGUGCUGGAAGCAAAAUCCACUCUCUUCUAGCACUGAUGGUAUUACCUAAAUGGUAUAAGGUUUCCUGCUUGAGCAAGAGGUUGGACUAGAAGAGCUCCAAGGGUCCCUUCCAAUUCUGUCAUUAUGUUAAAACACUAAGCCUUCAGUUGGGUCAUGAAACAUCUGCAAGAAUCAAACCAAGCUCAGAGAGCAUCAAGGAUCCCUCAUUUCAACCCUGAGCUACAAAUAUUCUCCUUUAUUGGUCCUUUUGGACUGGAUCCAAAAGUGAUUGGGUCUCCAAAUCGGAAUAUCUUAGAGAGAUUCCCAUCACCUCUUCCCAUUUCAAUCUUCUCAGCCAUUCCUUUAAUUUGGUGUUCAUAAUCCUAACUGAGCAAAUUCUGCUACAUGGGCUAUAGUUAGACAUAUCUCUGUUGUAGCCACCCCAAGCAACUAGCCAAUCCUAACUGGGCAAAUUCUGCUACAUGGACUAUAGUUAGACAUAUCUCUGUUGUAGCCACCCCAAGCAAUCAGCCAAUCAACCUCUUCCUUUUUUAGGAGAGUCCUCCUUUUACUUUUCACCAAUUCCAGACCAGAUCAAAUGUUGAGCAAAGUGCCAAAUCUGUACUAAUGUGAGAAAUGAUGUCUAUUUCAUAAUUUUCUUUUCUCAUUUGGUUGUCUUGAUUGUCUUUCUUUCAUCUUGUCUUUAGUCUUAAAUUAGGGAAGCAUUGUGUCUUAGACAAUCUCUUGAAGAAGUCCAUUGCCAGCACCUGAUAAGGUUAGUUCUUGUUGCUUUUUUUUUUUUUUUUUUAAAUAAACUUGAAGUGAUUCUCAGGUGAAUCAAAUCUAUAUAGAGACAGGCAAACUUUGGAUUUGUGUGUGUGCGCGCGCAUGGAUUGUGUGUCGAUGGUUUAAGGGGACCAAAUACCAAGCGAUUGUGAGAGCAAAAUUGAAUAACUCAAUUGCAUUCCCAAAAAGUUUGAAUCUGUAUGGUAUCUGCAAAGUAGGUAGGUAUAGAAACAUAGAUAUAUUUUUUUUUUUUUGUCCAGAGGAACAGAAAAGGAAGCAGCAGCUUCCUAAUUAGAUCGCUGGAAUGAAAAGAAAAGGAUUGGCCAAAACUUUACGUCCAAAUUUUCAGACCCACAGUUACAUCUUUAAUAGGAUGGGAGCCGAGUCUAUAUCUUACGGUCGCACCGAUAACGUUUUUGUCUGAUCUGUGGAAAUCUCAUGGACCCUGUGUGUGAUUCAUCUAGCUGGUCUGUCUUCUUGCUUUCCUCGUUGUUGUGAUAAGUGCAGAAGCUGAAGCUUUCGCCCUGUUUCCCGUGGUGUGAAAUAUGGCUUUGAAGAGGAGGGCUAGCCAUGCGUAAGAGAUGCCCUCAUGUCACUGGGGCUGCUGUUUUUGUGGUUUCCGGGAACUUCUAUUCAGCCAGAAUAAUUUGAUUCACCGACCAACCUAGUCUAGGCGUUGGCAUGUCAGACACAUAUUGAGAUGUACCUUCUGCUCAAAAGCCCCUACUAGCAUACAAAAUUUCCUGCCCUUAGUCCUACAGUUUAUUCCAAUAUCGAAGGAAAUCUGGUUGCGUAAUCCUAGACUUUUGGUGACACUGAUUGAAAGACAAUUGAUUGCCGGGGUCUCUUGAAGGUUGCCUGGAUUUGUGAAAACUUUGGCUGUUUGUUGGGAUGAAGAUGGGAAAAAAAACUUUUUUUUUUAAUUUGAUUUAUAUGCCGCCCUUCUCCGGAGACUCAGGGCGGCUUACAAUGCGUUAAGCGAUAGCCUUCAUACUUUUGUAUAUUUAUACAAAGUCAGCUUAUUGCCCCCACAAACUGGGUCCUCAAUUUACCUACCUUAGAAAGGAUGGAAGGCUGAGUCAACCUUGAGCCUGGUGGGAUUCGAACUUACAGUAAUUGCAGACAGCUGGUGUUAAUCACAAUGCUAUCAGUCUGCUGAGCCACCAGGCCCUUUGAAUAUUAAACCCACUUUGAAUAAGUGGGUUUAAUGUUCUCUUAUUUUCUUCUUUCCCCCCCCCCCACUUCACUCUCUUUCUCUCCUCUCCCUCCUCUCUCUCAAGAUUAGUUUGAAGCACUUUGAUGACCAUAGAUUUAAGGAUCGCAGCUGGCUUUGGCCAAUCUCGUAAACAAAACUGCUGAUAGAAGUAGGGAAGGUAGGGGUAGCAGAUGCAUUUUGCCAUUCUAAUUGGUUUAUUACGAGUGCAAAUCUGAUAUAUAAGUCAUAUAUAGUUAGUCCUCGACUUACAACAGUUCGUUUAGUGAACAUUCAAAGUUACAAUGGCACUGAAAAAAUGACUUAUGGCCAUUUUUCACACUUAAUGACCGUUGCAGCAUCCUCAACGUCACAUGAUCAAAAUUCAGCUGCUUGGCAACUGGCUCAUAUUUAUGACGGUUGCAGUGUCCCAAAAUCAUGCGAUUAAUCCCCUUUUGCGACCGUCUGAGAAGCCAGAUUCUCUUAACAACUGUGUUACUAACUUAACAACCGCAUGUGAUUUGUUUAACAACGGUGGCAAGAAAGAUCAUAAAAUUGGGGCAUACUCAUUUAACAAAUGUCUUACUUAGCAACAGAAAUUUGGAACUCAAUGGUGGUCGUAAGUCGAGGACUACUUGUAUAGGAAAACUACUUAUGGGAAAACAUAACAUUCCAAAGAAGGUUUUUGAGAGC